Corylus avellana is the source of this 1299-nucleotide messenger RNA. The record is from RefSeq and is a predicted model, not a curated record. Lineage: Eukaryota; Viridiplantae; Streptophyta; Magnoliopsida; Fagales; Betulaceae.
UUUCGUGGGAAUUCCCGAUCCUUCUUUCAAACUAAACAGAACAGAGAGAUCCAAACGGAGAAAACCAUGAGCACUGGUCAUACCCAGCAUGACCAGCCGGCGAAACCAUCAGAGUCCGAUCCCAUACACGAUCCACCGCACUCCGGCGACUACGCUCCAUACCCUAAGCUCGACCCUAACGACGUUGCUCCCCCUCCUCCCAUUGAGAAUUGGAGCCACGUGCCCAUGGGCUCCCAACCGCAAACGGUGAACAGCGAAGCCAGGGCUCCGAUCUCCGGCGACGCCGCCACUACGAUGCCGCAGGAUUCGAAUCCCUAUAUCUCUCCUGCGCCGGUGCCGGCACCCACCUCCGUCAAGAAUACGAUGGAGUCCGUGAAAGAUGUGCUUGGGAAGUGGGGCAAGAAGGCGACCGAAGCCACCAAGAAGGCCGAGGAUCUUGCUGGGAACAUGUGGCAACACUUGAAAACGGGUCCUAGUUUUGCUGAUGCCGCUGUGGGAAGGAUUGCUCAAGGAACAAAAGUUCUCACGGAAGGUGGGUAUGAGAAGGUUUUUCGACAAAAUUUUGAGACAGUGCCCGAGGAGAAGCUUCUGAAGUCAUUUGCAUGCUAUCUGUCCACGUCUGCUGGACCGGUGAUGGGAACUAUGUAUCUGUCCACAGCGAAGCUUGCGUUUUGUAGUGACACUCCGCUUUCUUAUGAAGCGAGUGGACAGAAAGAAUGGAGCUAUUAUAAGGUGGUUAUUCCAUUACAUCAGUUGAGGGCAGUGAAUCCAUCAACAAGCAAAGUCAAGCCAGAGGAAAAGUACAUAUAGGUUAUCUCUGUCGACAACCAUGAAUUUUGGUUUCUGGGCUUUGUAAACUAUGAUAGUGCAGUGAAAAAUCUUCUAGGAGCACUGCAGCCCCACAGCUUAUGAUGCACAAAGGCCGUUGACCAUGCCAGUAGGAGCAUCAAAUCGCGAACAAGUUGAUGUAGAUAAAAUAUUUGCUCCGAAUAUCGGAAAUCUAAGCAAAAAUAUGUAUUUUGUAUGCUUGUGGGUAUUCCUUCUUGUUGGAACUCAUUCUUUAUGAUCAUAUCUCUGCGACAUAUUUGGUGUGGUGAUGGGUAUAGUGAAUCUGUUAAGUUGUUAUAAGUUACAUUUUUUUUUUUUUUUAAUUUUAUUUCAUACCCUUUUUUAGAGUAAUAAAUUAUUAAGUUUGUGGUGAAGGUGACUAAGAUUGUAAUAUUACAUUUUUUAUUAAGUUUAUUUCACAUGUCCAACAUUCUUCAUUUUUAAUUAUUAUAGUUUUGUUUCUUGGGUGAU